AUGCCAAAAAGCGUUCGUGUUGCAAAAACUACGAAUGAAGUUUUUUGACAGUUCCAUCCCUCAUCUGAACCAUUGACCAUCACAACAUCAUCGCUGCAAAUCAAACUUUAUGUUCCUUUCUGGUGGGAAGAACAAUCAGACAUCUAUCCAUGGUGGUUACCUGAUUGUUCUUCCCACCAGAAAGGAACGAAAAGUUUGAUUUGCAGCGGUGGUGUUGUCAUGGUCGAUGGUUCAGAUGAGGGGUGGAACUGCCCUAGAAAAGAGCUACAACUUUUGUAUGGAGAUUGGGACUCCCGACUUAGGGUUGUGUUAAGGCAAGCCGAUAUAAACCCUUAUUGGUUGUGCAUGGGUGUGGUUCCUUCUUUAUUUGUUCGAGGACCAGGUUUUAUCGAGGAUAAGGUUUCAGUCUGUGAUCUUGGUUCUAAUGAUUUUGAAAUUCUUACCUUUCACGAUAACAUUAAUGAUAGUAGGAGUAAGGGUAUUAACUCACAAAGUGAAAGGGAAAAUGAGGAUGAAAUGAAAUCUUCAAUUAAGGUUCAUGAUUCUUAUGACGAUGAUGUUGGUGAGCAAACUCCAAAUGUUUCCAUUGUUUCUAUUGUGGUUGCCGAUGAUGGCGAUGAAGGUGAAAAUGAAGAAGAUCCUUUGGUUUGCCGUAAAUGA
Molecule: messenger RNA, 660 nt
Organism: Lactuca saligna
Lineage: Eukaryota; Viridiplantae; Streptophyta; Magnoliopsida; Asterales; Asteraceae
Source: the annotation of a GenBank genome assembly